Molecule: messenger RNA, 222 nt
Organism: Pyricularia pennisetigena
Lineage: Eukaryota; Fungi; Ascomycota; Sordariomycetes; Magnaporthales; Pyriculariaceae
Exons: 2
Coding region: 1-222 (73 amino acids)
Source: RefSeq, a predicted model, not a curated record
AUGAACGGCCAAACCGACGCUCCCGCCGUCCCUGCCGCCGAUCCAGCGCUCCCGCCGGCCCAAGAAAAAGGCCGGCAAGGGCCCGCAAGGGGUAACAAAGAACUGGGGACAAGGGGCAAGGGACCUCGGUACACGCAGCACUCCGCCGGAAACGGCGUGAGGAAAAGGCUGCCGCCGCCGCCGCCGUCUCUGCUGCCGUCCCGACCGGAAACAAUCAAAUAA